Messenger RNA from Rhincodon typus (whale shark), 1106 nucleotides. It is a transcript of the gene pex13, whose product is annotated as peroxisomal biogenesis factor 13. The record is from RefSeq and is a predicted model, not a curated record. Lineage: Eukaryota; Metazoa; Chordata; Chondrichthyes; Orectolobiformes; Rhincodontidae. The transcript is spliced from 2 exons. Gene Ontology annotation, biological process: protein import into peroxisome matrix, docking. Gene Ontology annotation, cellular component: peroxisomal membrane; peroxisome; peroxisomal importomer complex. The coding region runs from base 190 to 957 and encodes 255 amino acids.
UUGGGUCCAAUGUCUUUCCGGAUGUAUCCCUGUGUCCUGUUGGGUAUUAUUAUCUGUCUGGAUGUAUCCUCUUAUUCUGUUGGCCGCUGUGUCUGUCCGGAUGUAACCCUCUGUCCUAGUUGCUAUUUCUGACGGGAGUGAAGCUGAAGGGCCGAGAGGUCAUUCCGAGCGUAUGCUUUUCUGAAGAUUAUGGGGUCACAGCCGCCAUCGAAACCCUGGGAAAGACGGAUCCCGGGAAACCUGAGUGUCCCCUCUUUCCAAUCAACUGAACUGUUACCGUCCCUACCUACAAGACAAGGACAGCCUGUAAUUACAAGAAUCCCACCACCUCUUCCCCCAAGACCAACACAACAGACUGGAGUUGGUAACUUCAGCACUUACAGAUCUACCUAUAAUACCUUCUCUCCAGCAUAUACACCAUAUGGAAGCUAUAGCCCCUAUAACUACGGGUAUGGAGGCCUUGGCUACAACAGAUUUCGAACAGAUGAUGUUCCUCCAAGUAGGUUUGUACGCCAGGCUGAAGAAAGCAGUAGAGGAGCAUUUCAAUCCAUUGAAAGUAUUGUUCAUGCAUUUGCUUCUGUCAGUAUGAUGCUUGAGGCUACUUUUUCAGCAGUAUACAACAGUUUCAGAGCCGUCUUGGAUGUUGCUAAUCAUUUUUCCAGACUUCGAGUGCAUUUUACCAAAGUUCUCUCGGCAUUUGCACUGAUCAGAACUUUGAAGUACAUGUAUAGGAAGUUACAAAGGUUACUGGGCCUACGGAACAACUCUGAGGUUGAGGAUUUGUGGGCAGACAGUGCUGUGGUUCCAGCUGGUGCUGAAGAUAAAGUACCUGGGUCAGGCAAAUCCUGGCCCAUCUUUUUGUUCUUCGCUGUUGUUCUUGGAGGUCCGUACCUUAUAUGGAAACUAUUAAGCUCAGCCACUUCGGAAGGACCAGGUGAUAAAAUCUCUUUUAAAUAAACAUAUAGAAAUUGUUUCAGAGAUAGUAGAAACUGCAGAUGCUGGAGAAUCUGAGAUAACAAGGUGUAGAGCUGGAUGAACACAGCAGGCCAAGCAGCAUCAGAGGAGCAGGAAGGCUGACGUUUCGGGCCUAGACCCUUCUUCAGAAA